Molecule: messenger RNA, 1395 nt
Organism: Arabidopsis lyrata subsp. lyrata
Lineage: Eukaryota; Viridiplantae; Streptophyta; Magnoliopsida; Brassicales; Brassicaceae
Product: glutathionyl-hydroquinone reductase YqjG
Exons: 6
Coding region: 260-1237 (325 amino acids)
Cellular component (GO): cytoplasm
Molecular function (GO): glutathione transferase activity
Source: RefSeq, a predicted model, not a curated record
UUCACGCUUUCCCACAGAACCCAGCUGAGUCAACUCGUUAGGCGUGACAAAAAAAAGUUGAGUUAACUCGUGAGGACAAAGGCAAAGCAAAGUCCUUUUUUCUGAUUCCUUCUCUUUCACUAUAAGAUAACAUCAGUCAUUACCAUUUUCCCUUAAAGCUGACUUUUUCUUCUUCAACCUUAUCGCCAAAAAAAACAAAACAUCAUUCAACAACGACAUUCGACUCCAAAUACAUAACAUCGUCGUCAACAGUAGCAAAAUGGCUAGGUCUGGGGUUGAUGAGACAUCAGAAUCUGGAGCGUUUGUAAGGACAGCAUCAACAUUCCGCAACUUUGUUUCAAAAGAUCCUCAUUCUCAGUUUCCAGCUGAAUCAGGAAGAUACCAUCUUUACAUAUCUUAUGCUUGUCCAUGGGCUUGUAGAUGUCUUUCUUACUUAAAGAUCAAAGGACUUGAUGAAGCAAUCAGCUUCUCGUCGGUUCAUGCAAUUUGGGGAAGAACCAAGGAAACUGAUGAUCAUAGAGGAUGGGUUUUCCCAGAUUCGGAUACCGAGCUCCCUGGAGCUGAGCCUGACUUUCUUAAUGGUGCCAAGAGUGUGAGAGAACUCUACGAGAUUGCUAGCCCCAACUAUGAAGGGAAGUACACUGUUCCUAUUCUAUGGGAUAAGAAGCUUAAGACUGUAGUUAACAAUGAGAGUUCAGAGAUAAUCCGGAUGUUCAACACUGAGUUCAAUGGUAUUGCCAAAAACCCGUCACUUGACCUUUAUCCUUCUCAUCUCAGAGACACAAUCGACGAGACUAACGAAUGGGUUUUCAACGGGAUAAACAAUGGUGUUUAUAAAUGUGGUUUUGCUAGGAAACAAGAACCCUACAAUGAGGCAGUGAACCAGUUAUACGAAGCAGUAGAUAGAUGUGAGGAAAUACUCAGAAAACAACGAUACAUCUGCGGAAACACUUUCACUGAAGCAGAUAUCCGAUUAUUCGCCACUCUCAUAAGAUUUGAUGAGGUUUACUCGGUUCACUUCAAAUGCAACAAGAGACUCUUACGGGAAUACCCGAAUAUCUUCAACUACAUAAAAGAUAUCUACCAAAUCCAGGGCAUGAGUAGCACUGUGAACAUGGAACACAUUAAGCAACAUUACUACGGGAGCCACCCUACGAUAAACCCAUUCGGGAUCAUCCCUCACGGCCCCAAUAUCGAUUACUCUUCGCUUCAUGACCGCGACAGAUUCUCCUCGUGAAAAAAAAAUCAAACAUCAAAGGUCAUUGUGUGUGUGAAAAUGUUUCAAGUCAUGUUAUGUUCUACAUUUUGAGAAGUGAGUGUAUGUUUGGAGAUUAACCUAGUUUUUGAAACACUUUGACACAGAUCAUUUUCUUUUAUCAAAAGCUUGUUGAUAUA